AUAGCUGAUGGUUACCGACAGCGGCCAGUUGGCAAGGUCCUCGGGCACCGCAGAGGUUCGGGCUCCCCGCCAGGGGGCGCCGUAGCCCCGGCAUCGGCCGACCGUUACGUUUCCGGGCACCGAGGGCCGAGAGCCGCCAUCUACGGGCGGCCGGCGCGCGCGCCGCCACUGUGGGCCGCUCCGGUCCGUUACCGGGGCAACGGCGGCGCUCCUUCCUUGUGGGCCGCGACCGUCUCUCUCCGCGCCAUUUUCAAACCGUGCUCGUGCCGGAGCCAUUGGCCGCAGCGGGACGAGCCAGCGGGGACGGCGGGUCCCGAGGGCGAUGUACCUCGCGACGGAGCGGCGGGCUUUAAGUUUGGAGUGUGACUAAAACUGGUUUUGGAAGCAAGAUGACUACAGCUGCAGAGAGAAAGUAUAUUAACAUUCGGAAGAGGUUAGACCAGCUGGGCUACCGCCAGACCCUGUCAGUGGACAGUCUGCCUUUGGUAGAAAAACUUUUCAGUGACCUUGUUCAUACGACAGAAAGCCUGCGGCAGUGCAGGUUGUCCUCAGGAAAGGCGGAAAAGGAAAGUGCCAAUCUCGAUUUUGCUUUGGAACCUUAUAAACUUGAAAAUACAAGACUGAAUAAGGAGAAUAAUGAAUUGUAUCUGGAGUUAAUGAAGCUCAGAGAAUACUCAGACAAGCACAUUAAAGACCUGAAGACGACACUGAAGAAAUGUUCCCGUGAGUCAGCUGAUCUGAAGUUUCUGAACAACCAGUAUGUUCACAAGGUCAAACUCCUGGAGAAAGAGAGCAAAGCCAAGGAUGAAAAGAUCCAGCAGCUUCAAGAGAAGAACCUGCGUGCUGUGGUGCAGACCCCUGGUGGCAGGAAAAGGAACAUUGCAUUUAGGCGCCAGCGGAUGCAAAUCGAUGAACCAGCCCCACCCUCAGAAGUCAGCUCAUACCCGGUUCCUCAACCAGAAGACCCGUACAUUGCGGACCUCCUGCAAGUGGCUGACAACAGGAUUCAGGAGCUGCAGGAGGAGGUCCAGCAGCUUCAGGAGAAGCUAGCACAGAUGGAGAAAGGAGUGCAAGACUACAGCAAGCAGAUUGAACUGAGAGAAAGAGAAAUACAGCGACUGUCACUUGCGUUGGAUGGCGGUUGUUCCACUGAUGUCCUGUCUCUGGAGACCAGAAAUAAAACCAAUGAGAAGCUCAUUGCUCACUUAAAUGUCCAGGUUGAUUUCCUCCAGCAAGCUAAUAAAGAGCUGGAGAAGCAUAUUCAAGAGCUCAUGAAAACCAAGGAAACAGUGACAACUGAAGUUGUGAACCUCAGCAACAGAAACGAGAAGCUCUGCCAGGAGCUAACCGAGAUCGACCAGUUAGCCCAGAGGCUGGAAAGGCACAAGGACCAAGUGCUGGAGACAGCAGACAAGGAGCUCGGGGAGGCAAAGAAAGAGAUUAAACGAAACCUCUGUGAAAUGCGGAACCUUGAGGAAAAAAUGUCAAAACUGCAGUGGGAAUUGGACGUAAGCCAUAAGGAGAAGGAGAGACUGAACAGUGAGCUGCUUUUAAAGUCAGACCUGGAGACUGUUGUUCAUCAGCUCGAACAAGAAAAGCAAAGACUUAGCAAAAAGCUGCAGAGUUUUGCAGUCACAGAAAGAGAACUGACUCUGGAGGUUGAGAGGAUGAGGCUAGAACAUGGGAUAAAACGUCGGGACAAGUCACCCUCUCGUCUGGACACAUUUCUGAAAGGCAUAGAGGAAGAGCGCGAUUAUUACAAGAAAGAGCUGGAGAAACUGCAGCAUCUAAUCCAGCGGAGAUCUUGUGCGAUUAAUCACUCCGCUCGGGAAAAACCUCCUGUAGUCAAAUGCUCAGAAAAGGGUGACUCCUGCACGGACGUUCACCUGAUCACAAGAGAAAGGGAUGAACUUCAGCGCAUGCUGGAGAGAUUCGAGAAAUACAUGGAGGACAUACAGUCCAACGUGAAGCUGCUGACGGCGGAAAGGGACAAGCUGAAUGUCCUGUAUAAGGAAGCAAAGGAAGAGUUGUCUACACUAAGGAAGGAGUCCACUAAUUCGACAUCCCCCAACCAUCUUGUUAGUUGUGUAGAAAAGGAGAAAGAACGCGCGUUAUCUGAGUUGAGAAGAAUUACAGCAGAAAAGGAAGCUCUGAGAGAAAAGUUGAAAAACAUCCAAGAAAGGAAUGCUGUUGGAAAAUCAGACUUAGAGAAAACUAUUGAACAUUUGACAUAUAUUAAUCACCAGCUUGAAAAUGAAAAAUAUGAAUUGCAAUCUGAAAUGUUAAUGAUGAAAGAAACAAUGGAGUCAUUAGAGAACAAAUCAAAACUCCAAGCUCAAAAGCUUAGCCAUGUGACUGGUGACUCAUCUCAUCAGAAAACAGAGAUGAACUCCCUUAGGAUCGUCAAUGAGCAGCUACAGCGCUCACUUGAUGACUGUCAGCACCGGCUUUCCAUAAAAAGAGGUGAACUUGAAUCAGCCCAAGAGCAAAUUAAAAUGCUGGAGCAAAAACUAGAGAAUCUCAACCACAGGAUGACGGUGCAGAGCGAAGAAACUCACGCAAUGAAGAAGACCAUUGGAGUGAUGGACAAAGAAAAGGACUUUCUCCAGGAGACUGUGGAUGAGAAGACAGAAAAGAUCGCCAACCUGCAGGAAAGCCUCCUUAGUAAAGAAAAAGUUAUUGCCCAGUUGAAGGUCAUAGUUGCAGAGUAUGAAACGUCGCUUAACCAGCUACAAGAAACUUUGACUACUCGAGACCGAGAGAUAAACAGCCUCCGGCGCCAGCUUGAUGCAUCUCACAAGGAGCUUGAUGAUGUUGGGAAAUCUAGAGAGAUCUCUUUUAAGGAAAAUAGAAGGUUACAAGAUGACCUGGCCACAAUGGCGAGAGAAAAUCAGGAGAUCUCACUGGAGCUGGAAGCAGCAGUGCAAGAAAAAGAAGAGAUGAAGAGCAGAGUCCAUAAGUACAUCACUGAGGUGUCGCGGUGGGAGAGCCUGAUGGCCGCCAAGGAAAGAGAAAAUAAAGACUUGCUGGAUAGAUUCCAGAUGCUCCACAGCCGUGCUGAGGACUGGGAGGUCAAGGCUCAGCAAGCGGAAGGGGAGAACAGCUCAGUCCGCCUGGAGCUGCUGUCUAUCGACACAGAGAGAAGGCACCUGCGGGAGCGAGUGGACCUCCUGGAGAAGGAGAUCCAGGAGCACAUCAAUGCCCAUCAUGCGUACGAGUCUCAGAUCUCGUCAAUGGCUAAGGCCAUGUCUCAGUUAGAAGAGGAGCUGCGACGUCAUGAGAGCGAGAAAGCCACCGUGUUAGGUGACGUGUCGUCUCUCCGAGAACUGUGCAUCAAGCUCGACUCAGGCAAAGACGUCAUGACCCAGCAGCUGAGUUCCAAAAGCCUGGAGCUGGAGCGGGCGGUAGCAGAAUUAGAGAAUGUAAAAUCAGAAUCAGAACUGUUAAGAAAACAGCUGACGAAUGAGAGACAGACAAUUAAAAACCUUGAGUCGUUGUUAGCUACAAACAGAGAUAAAGAGUUCCAGUCCCAUUUAACCUCCCACGAGAAGGACACAGAAAUCCAGCUGCUGAAGGAGAAGCUAAAUCUCUCAGAAAGCAAACUAACUACCCAAAGCCGAGAAACCUCCAUGCUUCGGACUAAAGUAACACAGUUGCAGACAGAUUAUGAUAAUCUGAAAAGGCAGAUGUCAAACGAGAAGUACGAACGAGAGCGAGCAAUCCAAGAGAUGCGCCGACUUGGUCUUCCUACAUCACCUCUGAGCUCUACUCUGAAAUCUCCUGUACAGACUCCUGAUCAUAUCAAUGCAUAGUUACCAGGAAGAUUAUGGUUUUCAGUGAGUUUCUGCAUGGAUUUUUUAAGAACACAGAGUAAUGAGAUAUUUGAAGUCCUUGUUCCUGUGAAUCAUGAACACUGACACAAAUUCUACCUCUGUCAACCUUUAUUUAAAUCAGUGGAUAUUUAUGUAAAAAUGUUUAGUUUUAAAAGAGCCUUAUAUGUAUAUUUUCAUAUGUGAAAAGACAAAAUAUGUAUUAAUAGCUUAACUGAUGUGAUAUGUGAAUUUUUAUUAUUCCCAACUAAAAUUACUCCUUACAAUGUGUCUAUACUGUGAAUUGCUUUGACAUGCUCACAUUAUGCUUUAAUAAUCUGUGCCUUAGUGAACCAUAAUAUAUGCACGGAAGGAUUCUUGCACUAUUUAGGUGUGUUCGGUUUUCAUGCCUGUGUUUAUAGCCCAUAGCAUAAUGAAUUCAGAGAAUGAUCCGUUUGAUGCUGUUCCAUAAGUGUGACAUCAGUCCAUGUGUGCUGUCUAUCACACAGCGGAGUCUAUCUGAAUCUAGUCUAGCAGAACUCUUUUUAUUUUAAAAGUCAAGAAAGACUUUAUGUGAGCUUCUGGUUCCAGAGAGUUAGGACUCCCUCAGGGAAGCAGAGGGGCUGACAGCGAGCUCACCACACAGAGCCUAGAGUGGCCAGGAAGUAGGGGGAGCUGUGUACUCCGAAAGCCCUCCCCCCAGGGACGCACUUGCUCCAGUAAAUCUGCACCUCUUAGACCUCCUCAAACAGCACCCCCACACACCUGGGGCCAAGUGUUCAAGUCUCUGGGUCUGUCUGUGGGAUACAUUUCUCAUUCAGACUACAUUUUCUAAAACCAAAUAUUCAACUGAUACCAUUUUUCCCCCUGAGGUGUUUUUUGCUAUUUCUGAAAGUUCAGACCUACUGGAGAUCAAUAAACUCAGCUACCUGUUGGGAAAUUACUUACAAUUUCAUCAACUUUGAAAAACAUUUUCCUGGCCUUAGAGGAAAUGUGCCUAGUGAUCUCAUCACAGAACUGUGGAUAAAAUAGUUAUCGCUGUGUGUGAUAGUGCAAGCAGGAAGGGCGGCAGUGGGAGACACUUUUAUCUAUGUGGGCCUUAUUCGGGCUGUCCUAUGUGCUCUCCACAUGACACUUUUUUUUUAAGAAUUAAGUUAAAAUAUAUUCAGAGUUUUGUAAAAUAAUAAAUGAAAAAUUUUUUUUGCUAACUAAAUUCUUCAGUGUACUCGUCUAAAAUUUCAGAAUAUGAAAGUAUAUAAAGUAAAUAUAGAAAAGUGUUUUUGUUAAAAGUCCAAUAUGCAUCUGAUAAUACCUAUUUGUGGCUUCAAAUCCUAUCUAAUAUCCCCAGUCUUUCCGAAUAGUAUGUCAACACCGUCCCUGUGCCGUGUAAAUUGAAAACACCUUUUUAUAACUUCCCUUUCAAGGUUGUGUAGCUCUGAAGAAUUGAGGUGUGUGCCAACCCUCGGAAAAGAGUAGACAUACAAAAUAAAAUGUCAGAUGCCAAUACUAAUCAUGUACCCACUGGUCACGUUUGAAGAAACCCCUCUUUUAUAACUAGAUUUCAUUAUGAUUCAGAAAGAACUUAAAAGUCAGCACAGGCCAGCGAGUCAGCUGCGAGCAACCCGCUCUGUUUCCUCUUGGCUUAAAACAAGUUGCUCUCUGUGAACGUCCCUGAGGGUGGGUAGACAUCCGGGUAACUAGUGUGCCUUAUGUGGUCAGGAUGUUCCCUUUGCAAUAAUUUGCUGCAUAUUUGAAUACAGGACCACUUACUCUUCCACUAUGUUUAUAGUUUAUUCUAUCUCCUUUGAGUAAAUUCAUGUUUUAUAGCAAAAUAUGAAAAAAAAGACCAUUUACAAUGUCA
Molecule: messenger RNA, 5670 nt
Organism: Mus caroli (Ryukyu mouse)
Lineage: Eukaryota; Metazoa; Chordata; Mammalia; Rodentia; Muridae
Gene: Cep135
Product: centrosomal protein 135
Source: RefSeq, a predicted model, not a curated record